UGGAGCUUCGUUCCAGUGCUAACUUAGUUUCAAGAUAGUGAAUAAAGCUUGUUGAAUACUGCAACAUUCCUGUUUCCUGGCUUUCGCGAAGCGCGGUUAGGACGUUUUGUUAGCUCCUCUAUGCCUCCCCCACAACAACAAAAACGCAGAUCCACUGAAUCAGAGUCGAGGGGGAAGAAAAAGGCCAAAACAAAACAUUUAACACAGAAGGAGCCCUCAAAAACGGCUGAGCGAGAGGCCUCGAGGAGACAUUUAGCAUUAGAAAAACAAUUUUCCAGAGCACAAAGACUUAGGGCCAAUGAGGCUGACAUGGUUUCCCCCGCCCCAUUAGAAUUAUCCACACCUGAGUCUGCAUUUGUUCCACAUCAGGAAGUUCUCAGGACCUGGUCUCCUCAGGGGGAAACUGAACAGAUUGGUUCUCCUCGCUCCUCAUCAUCAGAUCAUGGUCCAGUCACAGUGGGCCAUAGUACCAGGUCUCAGGAAGAUAUUUAGUCUGCUCAGUUUCAGGCCUUUAUGCAGAAUGCAUUUAACCAGUUUAUGUCUUUCAAGGGUCAACUGCCUCGUCAAUCUUCCUCCCAUAGAGGGAGGGCUACGGUUUCCGCCACAGAGAUUUCAGAAACCUCCUCUCAGUUAGGUGAGGCUGAGUUGGUUGACCUGGAUGUAGCUGAUAUUCCCUUGUCGGAUGAUGAGGAGACUGUCCCUGAACAGACUCAGACUGCAGGUGUCUCUGACCCUUCUCUUCUUAAAUCUCUAUUAAUCAAGGCAAUUUCCACUGUUAAUCUCACUUCUGUACAGGAGGAGAGACCUUCUACCAGUCAGGAGUCCAAUCCUCUGUUCGCAAAGAAGCUAUUCCAGGGGACAUGGCAGAGGCUCUGAAGGCCGACGAUAAGAUAUUUGAGCACUCUCUCCGUCGGGCUCACCAGGCUUCGGCAUGGGCGGCCAAGGCGGCAACCUCUUCCUCCUUCUUCGCCAGGGCCUGUAUCAUGUGGCUACGCGAACUGCAGACCAGCGUACCACCGGAUCAGGUUAGAACACAUCAAACUUUGGCUAAGAUUUUGGCUGCUUCACAAUACGUAGCAGACGCCACAUUGCACUCCACUAAAUAUUCCGCAAGAUCAAUAGCUGCCACAGUUGCCUCUCGUAGGCUCCUAUGGCUGAAGCAUUGGAGGACAAACUUGAAAGCCAAGUGGCGUCUGUCCACGUCCAAAUACACCGGGACACUUUUGUUUUGUUCCAUUUUGGAUCCACACAUUAGUGAGGGCAAAGACAAGCGUAAGGUCCUAGUGCAUCCCUCUAAGAAAGUAGACAGAAGGACAUCUCAGGACUUCCGAAAACAAGCCUUUCGUACCAGCGGUCCCUGGGAGUGGAGGCAGCCCUUUAGAUCAGGGCAAUCCUGGGACUGGUCGAGAGGCUCGCGAUCCUUCUAUCCCAGACAGGAUCAUUUCCAGGAUCGCCAAAACACUGGAGCCAGAGGCCAGUUUCAGGCUAAGCGUCCAUUCAGGGGAGCAGGAGGCCGCACUUACAGGCGGUCUAAGUGACGCCAGGGAGGACUCUCCCAUUGGGGGCAGACUACAAAGGUUCAGCGACGUCUGGGAAAGCACCACCUCAGACGCUUGGGUGGUAGAGACCAUCAAGUACGGUCUCACCUUAGAAUUUUACUUCCCCCCUCCAAACCACUUCAUAAAUUGCCCUCUCUCCCGAAACAGGGUCAAGACAGACCUGAUGACUUCAGCCAUAUCUCAUCUACUAGAAAUUCAGGCUAUAGAACCAGUACCAAAGGAGCAGGAGGGAAUGGGGUUUUACUCCAUUCUGUUUCUGGUUCCCAAGUCCUCAGGGGGAUGGAGGGCGAUACUGGAUUUAAAGGGAUUAAAUUAUUUUGUGACCUACAGAAGGUUCAAGAUGCAGUCCCUAAAAUCCAUAUUAGCCAGCAUCAGGAAGGGAGAUUAUCUCUCUUCAAUAGACCUCACAGAGGCGUAUCUGCAUAUUCCCAUCCAUCCUCAGUAUCGCAAGUUCCUCAGGUUUUGCUACGCGCACCGGCAUUACCAAUACAGGGCCCUACCAUUCGGCCUGUCCUCAGCCCCAAGAGUCUUCACGAAGAUUUUAGCGGUCAUAGCAGCCUACCUCAGGCUGAGGCCGGUGCGCGUGCAAUGUUACCUGGACGAUAUCCUAGUCCAGUCCAGCUCUUUUCAGGCAGCAAAACGGGAUGUUCAAACUACGAUACUCAUUCUGCAGAAUCACGGGUUCUCUGUGAACUUCAAGAAGAGCCACAUCACUCCAACAAGGAGAUUAAUACACCUGGGAGCGAUAAUAGACUCGUCCCAUUGCAGGGUAUAUCUUUCUCAGGAGAGGCGGACCAGCAUCAGGAAACUUGUUCAUCUGGUUCGCAAGGACAAGAGAGUGCCUCUGGCACAGCUGUCAAAGCUCCUCGGAAAGAUGAUCUCUUGCCAUGGGCCAGGCUCCACUCCAGACUCCUACAAUGGUUUUUUCUUCCUUACCAAAAGCGAAAUCUCAGUGCUUCCAACAGGAAGGUCACAGUCCCACACCACACAUUGCGAUCCCUUUUUUGGUGGACAACAUCUGCGAUGACCAAGGGAGUCAUAUUCAGGGAACCGAACCGGGUCAUCCUCACAACAGACGCGAGUCUGUUCGGUUGGGGAGCUCACCUAGGCACCCACCUGACCCAGGGACAGUGGUCCCACUCGGAUCUCGCCCAAAACAUCAACUGGCUCGAACUUCGGGCCAUUCACCUGGCACUCCUUCAAUUCUCUUCCCUAGUCAAGGGGAAGCAUGUCCUCGUCAGGACAGACAACGUGGCGGCCAAAGCACACCUGGUCCCUCCUUCAACAAAGAAGGAGGUACCAGGUCCUGGGACCUGAUGCGAGAGGCAUCGACCCUGGGCAUCUGGGCAGAGUCAAACCUGGCCUCCAUAAGGGCAGAACACAUAUCGGGGGAGGCAAAUCAACAGGCAGACUCCCUGAGCAGAGUCAAGUUAGACCAUGUGGAGUGGCAACUGGAUCCGGCUCUGUUUCAGGAGAUCACGUUGAGGUUUGGCCGACCCCACCUGGAUCUAUUUGCCACCCUGACAAAUGCAGAUUCCCAGGUUCUUCUCCAGAUUUCAGAUACAAGGAGCGGAGGGAACGGAUGCCCUUCGCUGUCGGUGGCCGGCGCAACUAUUGUACGCCAUCCCACCUCUCCCCGAUUCCGGCGACCAUACGCAAGUUGAUCCUGGAAGGAGGUAAUCUUGAUUGCUCCACAUUGGCCACGGCGUCCGUGGUUUGCCGACCUGGUGGAUCUUUCAGUAUCUCCUCCGUGGAGGAUUCCUCCGGACCGAGUGGUUCUCAGCCAGGGCAACCUUUUGCAUCCAGAUCCGCAGUGGCUCCAACUAGCCGCUUGACAUUUGAGCGGGAAAGUUUAGCCAGGCAGUCUUAUUCAUUUGAGGUGAUCUUGUUGAUACAGGCCUCUAGACGCCCUUCAACAAACAGGAUCUAUGAUGCCACAUGAAGGGUUUCUGCAAGUGGUGCCUUGUGCAUGCAUUGGACUCACUCUCGGUUUCUAUACGAAACAUUCUGGACUACCUAUUGGAGGGUCUGAACAAGGGUCUAUCGCCCAAUACUAUCCGCAGGCAACUAGCGGCCCUUUCCUGUAUUCUUUCCUGCGACAAUUCCAGCCCUUUGUCAAAACAUACGGCAGUCAGCGCUUUCUUAAAAGGGGUGGUCAAUACCAGACCUCCCGUUGUACAUCAAUAUCCUUCUUGGGACCUGGCCAAGGUUUUGAAGGCCCUGACUUCAACUCCAUUUGAACUUCUCAGUUCAUGCUCUUUACAUUUUUUGUCCUUGAAGGUAGCCUUUCUGGUGGCUAUUACCUCAGCCAGAAGGAUAUCGGAAUUAGCGGCCCUUUCAGUGAGGGAGGAGUUAUGCACCUUCUUCGAUGACAGAGUGGUCCUUAGGCUGGAUCCCACCUUCAUCCCAAAGGUAAACACUAUUUUUCACAGAUCUCAGGAACUUAUUCUUCCCAACUUCUGUCCUAAUCCCAGGCACAGGUUGGAACGCGAGUGACACAAGCUAGACGUACGCAGGGCUCUGCAUUAUUACGUGAAGCGUACUUCUUCCUUCCGUAAAUCGGAGGCUCUAUUUGUAUCUUUUCAACCUUCAGCAAUGGGGAAGAAAGUUUCUUCUUCUACCAUAGGUAGGUGGAUUAGGGCCUGUAUAACUCAGGCCUAUUCUUCCUUGUCUCUUCCUGUUCCUUCACGUCACGGCUCAUUCGACACGCAGUGCCGCUGCGUCAGCCGCGUGGUCCACGCAAGCCUCUGUGGAGGAGAUUUGCAGAGCCGCAACGUGGUCUUCUCCUUCGGCAUUUGUCAGACAUUACCGGGUGGAUGCCUUUGCGGCGGCUGACGCCGCGUUUGGCAGGUGUGUACUUCAACAGGUUGUUUCUUCUCAUGAUUCUAGAGCCUAGACUUUUCCCUCCCAAGGGGACAUGAGGGCUUUGGUAUGUCCCAUCCAGUGGAUUCUACAGACAUCCUGCUGGAGAAGGGGCGUUGUCUUACCUGAACGCCUUUUCUCAGCAGGAUGAUGUAGAAUCCACACCCUCCCGCACAAAUAGUCUAGGCAGGUGUAUCACAAUUGGAGCUAUUGAGUUGAGAUUCGUCAGAGCUGCUUCGCCUCGUCAAAACUGGAGUCACUCCCAAAGGAGGGGCGUGGCCAAAGUUCUGACCUAGUCUGCUGAGCAGGAAGGCUGUUAAUAACCCAUCCGGUGGAUUCUACAUCAUCCUGCUGAGAAAAGGCAUUCAGGUAAGACAACGCCCCUUUCAGGUGAAUCUGAAAAAAAGAUCAACACCUUCAACGAAUAGAAUAGUGAUGUUGUCCUGAUAUUUGUACGAGGUCCAAAGCACUCUUCUGAUCGAAGUAUUUGCAACUGCCCGAUACUACUUAUUAUACAUAUUCUACCUAAAGUGUAAUAGGGAGUU
Molecule: messenger RNA, 4966 nt
Organism: Crotalus tigris (Tiger rattlesnake)
Lineage: Eukaryota; Metazoa; Chordata; Lepidosauria; Squamata; Viperidae
Exons: 2
Coding region: 1839-2876 (345 amino acids)
Source: RefSeq, a predicted model, not a curated record